AUGAAUCUUCGAGGGAUACUCCAGGGCCUUUGCGGCCCAGGCCAUCAUGACAGAGCUGAAGUGCAUGACAGCCCUGGAGAUUUGCAUUACAUUCCUCUAGCAUUUAAAGUUCAUUCAUUCCUCGAGGCGGCCCCUCCGCACCAAGGGAACACGACAGAUGACUUAUACCCCAUACUCAGGCUUACUCUACGGCCUCAUCCAGGAUAUAACGAAGCAUCAACUACGACGCCUCCUUCCAACACCAGCUCAAGCAGCCAACAGCAGACUGCACUAGUGACACUGUAUGAGCUACCGGGCAUCAUUUAUACUCCAGACUGGGAUGAUUACCAAAAUUCUCUGUUCACUGAGGUGACAUUUGGGAUGUGGGACUUUUCAGCUGUCUCUGUCUCACAACCUCCUGGUCGUUGCAGAUACGAGAUGGCUUCUGCCAUCGAAGUUAUGGAAAGCAGGUGCAGGUUUAUGAGGGAGCGCUCUUGGCCCACGAGGGAUAAUGUGCCAGGGGCAAUUCCGCCGCUCCCCCAGGGCAUUCCGUGUGCCCCAGCACAUCCAUAUACGGGUGAAUCUAGUGGAAGCACGACAGACCAGAGGCAUUGCUCGGUAUUGAUUUAUCUCGGCUCGACGAGAGGCAUGGGCGCCAAGCACUUUUCCUACCGCAACGACAAGAUGUAUCUCAACCAGAUGAUUGAGAUGCAGCUGGAUGUUGAGCCGUUGGCUCGGAGAGUGGCUGUGACCCUAGCACUUCUACAUUGGGCUGUUGAGAUAGAUGCUUGUGGCGUCAAAUUUUAUCUGGUCACCUCUUGGGCCAGUCCGGGAGCGACACAGAACGUCAAUUGGCCGGCAUUCGCUCGCACCAAGCUCGAGGUGGACAAUUUGGAACAAGCUCACCACAUUGAGAUGGAUGACGUUGGCCUGGAACUGGCUGUCUCGGCAGCGAGUGCGAGCCAACAUAUUCCAAAACCGAAUCAGCGACUGCCGAUCCAGCGGCGGAUGUGGGACGCCUUUGUCUGCAGCUACAUUGGGGCGUCGGACAUAAUCCUGAGAGAAUCAGAGGAUUGCAGGGCACUUCAAUGGCCUCGCAUGUUUAUUCGCGGGCUUAUUGAGAGGGAGCAGCAGGUUUGA
Messenger RNA from Trichoderma virens Gv29-8, 1119 nucleotides. RefSeq lists its product as uncharacterized. The record is from RefSeq and is a predicted model, not a curated record. The coding region runs from base 1 to 1119 and encodes 372 amino acids. The transcript has a single exon. NCBI's taxonomy places the organism in Eukaryota, Fungi, Ascomycota, Sordariomycetes, Hypocreales, Hypocreaceae.